Plasmodium inui San Antonio 1 is the source of this 195-nucleotide messenger RNA. RefSeq lists its product as hypothetical. The record is from RefSeq and is a predicted model, not a curated record. Lineage: Eukaryota; Apicomplexa; Aconoidasida; Haemosporida; Plasmodiidae. Bases 1 to 195 code for a protein of 64 amino acids. The transcript has a single exon.
AUGAAAUUCAGGAUAAAGUCAGGUCAUAUGGUGAUAACUCUGCAAAUUCAUCAUCAUCUGGUUACUAAAGACAUGAAGAAGUACCUUCCACUAGUAACGGAAACUGUGGUACAUUGUUAUCUGUCAAAGAACCAGGUUAAGAAUCGGAACCUACUGGCAAAAAGAAAGCAAAUUGUCAAGCAGCACCAAGAGUGA